This is a messenger RNA of Trichosporon asahii var. asahii CBS 2479, 1170 nucleotides long. Its product is annotated as sorbitol dehydrogenase. Gene Ontology annotation, molecular function: L-iditol 2-dehydrogenase (NAD+) activity. Lineage: Eukaryota; Fungi; Basidiomycota; Tremellomycetes; Trichosporonales; Trichosporonaceae. The record is from RefSeq and is a predicted model, not a curated record. Bases 1 to 1170 code for a protein of 389 amino acids. Gene Ontology annotation, biological process: D-sorbitol catabolic process. The transcript is spliced from 4 exons.
AUGACCAAGGCUCCCGCCAACGAGUUCACACCGAGGGACAACCCCGCUUUCAUCCUUCAUGGCAAGCUGAACACGAGCUACGAGACGAUCGGACCGGACGAGGUGCUGAUCGAGGUGAAGCACACUGGCAUCUGUGGUUCCGACGUCCACUUCUACAAUGCGGGCAAGAUCGGUCUUGUCUCAUGCUGCAGCGCCAUGUGCCUCGGGCACGAGAGUGCGGGCGAGGUGGUCAAGCUCGGCGAAAACCUGAGGAGGAAGGCGGAGAUGGCGGUCGCGCAGGGUGACGCGGCCGUGGGCCCGUCAGCGCUGCAGGUGGGCGACCGCGUCGCUCUCGAGCCCGGUACGACAUGCAGGAUGUGCGACGACUGCCGGACGGGCCAGUACCAGAUCUGCGAGCACAUGCAGUUCGCAGCCUACCCGCCCUUCCACGGCACGCUGCAGCGGUACUACAAGCUCGACCUCGUGUACAAGCUGCCGGACAGCAUUGAGACGAUCUACGGCGCCAUGAUGGAGCCGCUCUCCGUCGCCGUGCACAGUAUCGCCAACGUCGGGCAGUUGCGGACGGGACAAAAUGUGCUCGUCAUGGGUGCCGGCCCCGUGGGCCUCCUGGCCAUGGCGGUUGCCAAGGGUCUCGGCGCGAAGCGCGUCAUCGGCGUCGACAUCAACCUCGACCGUCUGUCCUUUGCGCGCUCGUACGCCGCGACGGACGUCUACGCCCCGCCGCCCAUGGAGGAGGGCGAGGCCAAGGCGGUAUACUCCCUGCGCGCGGCCAAGGCUCUGCUCUCCUCGCUCCGCAUCCCGGAGCGCGGGCAGGGCAGCAUCGACCUCGUCGUCGACGCCACGGGGGCUGAGACCUGUAUCCAGAUGGGCCUGAAUGCUGUCCGGCCGGGCGGCACGCACGUGCAGACGGGUUUCGGGCCGCCCGACGUCGCGAUCCCCAUGUUCCGCGUCAUCACGAACGAGAUCAAGAUCAAGGGAAGCUGGCGCUACGGAUCCGGAGACUACCCCCUCGCCAUUGACCUUGUGGACCGUGGGCUGGUCGACUUGAAGCCGUUGCUCACACACACAUUCCCGUUCGAGCAGGCGCUUGAGGCUUUCGAACUCACCCGCCUCGGAAAGGACAAGGACGGCAAUCCCGUCAUCAAGUGCGUCAUCCACGGCCCGCAGUAG